CUUUAUUAUACUUCGAGUCACGGUGAAGUAAACUUCGUUUGUAUUUGAAGAGUUACACGCAAACUGUCUAAAUACAACAGGAUCGUGAUUGAUAGCCAUCAAGCAAGAAGGCUGAGAAGACUCCUAUUAUAACCAGCUUUAAGAUGGAGAGUGGGCUCCACACCAGAGACAAAGCUGGAGUGCAAGAUUUUGUGUUGUUAGAAGACUUCACAAGUGAAGAUGCCUUUAUUGACAACCUGCAGAAGCGCUACGAUUCUGACCUUAUUUAUACUUACAUUGGGACUGUCGUUGUAUCGGUCAACCCCUAUCAAGAUCUCUCCUUAUACACCCCUGAAAUGAUCGAAAAAUACCGAGGAGAAAACUUAUAUGAACUUCCACCUCAUAUUUAUGCAAUUUCUGAUGAAGCAUAUCGUUCCAUGAAGGAGGAACGACGGGAUCAGUGUAUAUUAAUUUCUGGUGAAAGCGGAGCAGGAAAAACUGAGGCAUCUAAGAGAAUUCUUGAGUAUCUUGCUGCCAUAAGCACAUCGUCAUCAGAAGUGCAUAGAGUCAAGGAUAGAUUGCUCAAAUCUAACCCUGUGUUGGAGGCCUUUGGAAAUGCACGAACCAAUCGAAAUGACAACUCCAGUAGGUUUGGGAAGUACAUGGACAUUCAAUUUGACUUUAAGGGAGCUCCAUUCGGGGGACACAUUCUGAACUAUCUUUUGGAAAAAUCAAGAGUUGUCCAUCAAGCUAAAGGAGAAAGAAACUUCCAUAUUUUUUACCAACUGUUGCAAGGUGGGGAUAAGGACCUUCUUGAAAAACUGCAACUGGAGAGAGACCCAAACGAAUACUUUUAUCUGAACCAAGGUGAAUGCGUUAAAGUGUCAUCUAUCAAUGACCAGUCUGACUUCAAAGUCGUAAAGAACGCUUUGUCCGUCAUUGAGCUGACAAAAGAAAAGCAGGAUGCCUUGUUCUCCAUUGUUGCCUCUGUUUUGCACCUGGGUACUCUUUCCUUUCAAGAGAUAACUGAGGGAAAUGACCAUCAAAUCACGAUAGAGAAUGCUCGCCCUGUUAACAUCAUAUCCAAGCUGCUUGGAUGUCCAGAGGAUGUGUUGGAAGCUGCUCUCACAUCAAGAACUGUUGAAGCCAAGGGAGAGAAGAUGAACACUCGUCUAACUUACGACCAAGCACUGUAUGCACGAGAUGCCUUGGCUAAAGCAAUCUACGAUCGUUUGUUCACAUGGGUUGUACGCAGUAUCAAUGGCUCACUGCAAAGGAAGAAGCACAACAGUCCUAUUACCUUAUUGGGAUUACUUGAUAUUUAUGGCUUUGAGAUUUUUCAGUCUAACGGUUUCGAACAGUUUUGCAUCAACUACUGCAAUGAGAAACUCCAGCAACUGUUUAUUGAACUGACACUACGAGAGGAGCAAGAAGAGUACAAGAAUGAAGGAAUCGAGUGGGAGCCAGUGGAAUACUUUGACAACAAAAUAAUCUGUGACCUCAUUGAAGUGAAACACAAGGGUAUUAUCUCAUUGUUGGACGAGGAGUGUGUUCGCCCAGGACAAGUGUCUGACAGUACGUUCAUAACCAAACUAGAAACGGCUAUUGGUGGACAUCCACAUUUCUUGUGUCAUGCUACUGGUGACUACGCUGAACGAAAAUCCAUCGCACGAAACGAAUUUAAACUGAAGCACUACGCUGGCAAUGUGGUCUACAAUGUCACUGGUUUUGUUGACAAAAACAACGAUCUCUUGUACAGAGACUUGAAGGAGGCCAUGUGUCAAAGCACAAACAUCAUUACGUCGGAGAUGUUUCCUCAAGAGGAAAUGCAGUCUUUAAAGAGACCUGACACUGCUGGUACUCAGUUCAAGACAAGCUUGAAUCACCUGAUGUCAAUCCUCAUGAGCAAACAACCUUCUUACGUAAGAUGCAUUAAACCCAACGACAGUAAACGAUCCGGCAAUUUUGACGAGCAGUUGGUUCGGCAUCAAGUCAAAUAUCUUGGUCUGAUGGAGAAUGUGAGGGUCAGACGAGCUGGUUUCGCCUACAGAAGACCCCAUACUUUCUUCCUUAACCGGUACAAGUGCUUGUGUCCUGCGACUUGGCCGACGUGGCAUGGUAAUCCGAAGGAAGGAGUUAACGAGAUCUGUGUUCAUGUUGGCUUCAAACCAGAGGAAUAUAAGCUGGGAUUGAGCAAGAUAUUCAUCAGAAAUCCUAAAACACUGUUCAACAUUGAAGACAUGUAUCAUACAAAGAAGGAUAAGAUUGCGGUCAUUAUCCAGAAAAAGUAUAGGGGGUACAGCGCCAGGAAGAAAUUCCUUCAAGUUCGUUUGGCAGUCACCACCCUGGCUGCACACUGGAAGAGAUUGAAAGCACAAAGACUGUUAGCUCGAAGAAAAAAUGCUGCUCAUCUGAUAAGGAAGUUCGUCAGAGGUUUCAUCACCAGAAACGAAGAAGCAAACGAAGACAACGUCGGAUUCUUAGCGUACGUUCGCAUGGCGUUUCUUCUCAACCUGUCGAGGAAUCUUCCAAAGACAAUCCUUGAUAAGUCAUGGCCAACGCCUCCUCCUUCACUUAAAGAGGCAUCCGAUCUUCUUCACCAAUACCACUCCCGCCAUCAACUGAGUUCUUACAUGAAGAAGAUGACUCCAGAACGUAAGGCACAGCUUGACAUGAAACUUUUGGCCAGUGAGUUGUUCCUAAACAAGAAAGCAAACUACCCUGCGAGUGUUGCCAUCCCAUUUGUCACCAACAGACUUGACGUGUCCCAGGACAUGCAAAAAUCCUUAGUGUUUGAUCAACAAAUCGCGGGACCCACUGAAAUGGCUAAGUACUGCGUUGGAGUUCGCAAAUAUGACAGAAAUGGCUACAAGCCCAGAUCACGUGUUCUUAUUCUCACAGAUACGGCAAUUUAUCUGCUGGAUGACAAGAAUUUCAAACAGAAACACAAGCUGUCUUACUCUGCCUUGAAAGCAAUUUCUGUGAGUAGUUUAAAAGAUGACGUUUUCGUUCUUCAUAUUGCUGGCACCGACAAAGAAGAUAAGGGUGAUCUCAUUCUUAGCACAAGUCAUGUCGUGGAGGCAAUUGUUCAAAUUAUUGUGGCACUUGACAAAAGAGAACUGCUCAAAAUUGAAACAAAUGAAAUUUCACACAACAUGUUUAAUGGCAAGAAAGGCAAGAUAAUCUUCACCAAAGGAAGUAAGUCCUCUGCCAAGAAAGGAAAGAAUGGUUACUUUGAAGUGGUUGCACAAGCAUAAUCCUGAAGUACUAUCAACAAACUACGACCAGUAGACCGCGCUGAUGGU
Molecule: messenger RNA, 3284 nt
Organism: Actinia tenebrosa (Australian red waratah sea anemone)
Lineage: Eukaryota; Metazoa; Cnidaria; Anthozoa; Actiniaria; Actiniidae
Product: unconventional myosin-Ic
Biological process (GO): actin filament-based movement; actin filament organization; endocytosis
Cellular component (GO): actin cytoskeleton; microvillus; myosin complex
Molecular function (GO): ATP binding; microfilament motor activity; actin filament binding
Source: RefSeq, a predicted model, not a curated record